Molecule: messenger RNA, 948 nt
Organism: Paramecium pentaurelia
Lineage: Eukaryota; Ciliophora; Oligohymenophorea; Peniculida; Parameciidae
Source: the annotation of a GenBank genome assembly
AUGUAAAAUAUAAAUUCAAUAAAAAAUUAUUAUAUAUUAAGGCUAAUAUAUUCAUUGGGAGGAAUGGCCUUAAUUUAUUAGGUUAUCAAAUAUUAAAUAAAAAACUUCAAAUACCUGUUAAGACAUUGGAAAUUCUCUAACAAACCAUAAAUUUUUAAUGAAAUUAUUUAGCAAAACUAAGCUGAAACUGGUACUUUAUAGAUUUUAAAUUAAUAAAUAAUAUAUGGAAGAACAAAAUAACAAAAUUUUGCUGCAUUACCGCUUGAAAUUUAAUAAAAAUUUUAAUUCUUGGCUUUGAAAAAAUAAAAUGCUUAAAUAAAUGACCCAUGUUUCCUCAUAAUCAAUUCUCAAAAUUACAAGGUGCAAGUUACCUAAUGUUCGAAUAUUCGAUUUUCGUCUAAGCUUUAUUAAAAAGUAUAAACUAGGGAUUUGAGAACUGAAAAUUAAUUAAAAAAAUUUGGAUAUAAUAAAAUAUUUUUUGCAAACUUGACAGAAUAUAGAAUUGAGGUAUGUUAUUCCUCUAUUAAUUAGUUUGGAACUCCCAUAAUUGUUAUAGGGGAUUUGAUUUUUAAUAAAAAUACUAAAUCUGUUAGAUGCUUCAAACAACAUUUCAUGGGUGAUUUGAAAACUACUAAGAAAUAUUUACAAAUUUAAACUAUAAAAUAAUCAUGCCUCCUACUCUUUACCUUAUUCAUUUUUAGUUAUUUUGCUUAUGAUUUUUAUAGAAUUCAUAAGAAAAAAAAUUAUAAAUGUUCAAGUCUGUCAAAGAUUUUUAUUUCUAAAGGCAAUGAUUCUUUGUAAUGCUAAGAAUGCAAAAAAUAGCUGAUUGAUACAUUCUUUUCCCCUUGUGGACAUUUUAAUCUAUGUAAUGACUGUGCUAAACCCUAUUAAAAUUGUCCAAAUUGUGGUGAAUAUGUGGAAGAAACUGUAAGAACGUUUAAAAACUGA